Molecule: messenger RNA, 3705 nt
Organism: Copidosoma floridanum
Lineage: Eukaryota; Metazoa; Arthropoda; Insecta; Hymenoptera; Encyrtidae
Product: putative RNA-binding protein 19
Molecular function (GO): RNA binding
Source: RefSeq, a predicted model, not a curated record
UGAUGGCUACCUUAUGUACAUACCAUAUGUAGGUAAGCCGCAUUGCAGAUUGUUUAUGUAUUUAGUUUCCAAACACGUGGUCAGAUCAGAUCUGAAAAGUCUAUAGGGCAAGGGCAGGCAAGGGUAGCCUCUGUGUGUUGUCAGGUGUUGUUUGUCAAUGUAUAAUCGUUGUUGACACUCGUAUUAUUGGAAUAUGUCUCGUUUGAUAGUGAAAAAUUUGCCUAAGAAUGUUACCGAAGACGAGAUUAAAGACUCGUUUGGUGAAAAAGGAGUUAUUACAGAUGUGCAAUUGAAAUUUACUGAAGAUGGGAAAUUUCGACGAUUCGGCUUUGUUGGGUACAAAACAAAAGAAGAAGCUUCCAACGCCCUGACGUACUUCAACAAUAGUUAUUUUAAAAACUCAAAAAUUGUUGUUGAACUCUGUGCUGGAUUGGGUGAUCCCUCGAAGCCUAAGUCAUGGAGCAAGUAUGCUCUUGACAGUAAAGUGAAUCAUGACAAGAUAGCUGCAGAAGAAGAUAAAAGUAAGAAAAAGUCAAAGAAAAAUGAUGCAGUGGAGAAAGAAGAUGAUAAAAAAAAGAAAAAAAAGAAGGAUGAGAAAAGCAAGGUGGAAGAAAUCAUAAACAAACACAAAGAUGACCCACUAUUUAAUGAGUUUAUAAAAAGUCACAUUAAAGGUGAUACAAAAAUAUGGAGCAACGAUGACUUGCUUGUUCUGAAUGGAGAUGAUGACAAAAAUAGUGAUGAUUCUGGUAAAGGAAGUGGUAAAGAUGAUUCUGAUGAUGCUGAAGAUGAAAAAAUAGCUAAGAAAGCUAUUUCGGAUAAGGAGUAUUUUGAAUCAUUGAAAGCAAAAUCGCAAGGUAUUGAAGUUAAAAAAGUUGAAGAGUCGAAAAAGAAGGGCCCCCAAAAAUUCUUUACCGUUAAAGUUCAUGGGCUUGGAUGCAAUCACAAAAAAAAAGAUGUAAAACAACUGUUUCAUGGAGUAAAACCAAAGUCUAUCAGAAUACCACCUAAAAUCAGGGGUAUAGCUUAUGUUGGCUUCAAAACUGAGAAACAAAUGAAGCAAGCCCUUGCUAAAGAUAAAACUUUUUAUGACGGAAAACGUGUAUUUGUAAGUAAAUACGUUGAAAAAGAACAAUCUGGAGAAAAAGAGCAAGAUUGCAACAAAUCCAGAUGGAAACGGCAAGAAGACGAUCUUAAAAAUACAGAAUCCAUAGCCGAGUCUGGAAAAAUUUUCUUGAGAAAUUUAUGUUAUACCACAACCGAGGAUGACAUCAAGGCAAUCUUUGAAAAAUAUGGUCCUGUAACUGAAGUGAGUGUUCCAAUUGAUAUGUUCACGAGGAAAUCCAAGGGAUUUGGAACUGUGACUUUUCUAAUGCCGGAACACGCAGUCAAAGCUUUUGAAGAGCUCGAUGGUUCAAUUCAAAAUGGUAGAUAUCUUCACCUUCUUCCAGCAAAAUCGACAGAUACUUUAGAAGACAAACUUUCUGAUGGUGGUCUCAGUUUCAAAGAUAAAAAAGAGUUAAAAUUGAAAGCUACAGCUGGGCAUUCGCAUAAUUGGAACGCCUUAUUUUUGGAUCAAAAUGCUGUUGCAGAUUCAAUAGCCAAGAAAUAUAAUAUCACAAAAGAAAAACUUUUUGAAGACAACAAAGGAACCAGUUUGGCUGUUCUAUUAGCUCAAGGAGAAACACAUUUCGUGUUGGAAACAAAAAAGUUCUUAGAGACAAAUGGGGUUCAUUUGAAUGCCUUUAACCAAGCUCCAAAAGUUCGAUCGAAAGCUGUGAUACUUGUAAAGAAUUUAGCAGCUGGAACGUCGGUGCAAGAAAUACGAGAAAUGUUUGAAAAAUUUGGUGUAUUAGGUCGAGUUGUCUUGCCUCCUACCGGAAUCACAGCUCUUGUGGAGUUUAUUGAACCGUUUGAAGCUAGAAAAGCGUUUAAUAAGCUGGCAUAUUCGAAAUUCAAGUCUUUGCCUCUGUACUUGGAAUGGGCACCAGCCGACAGUUUUUCAUCCUCACCUCCUGCCGUUUCUACCUCGACUAGUAGUGAAAAAACAGAAAAUACGAAAACACCGCAAAAUACGACUCAAGAAAAUAACACGAAAGACGUUGAAUCAACUAAAGAUGAUAAAACAGAAGCUAAGGAAGAUGAAAGCGAUGAGGAAGACGAUGAAGAGCCCGAGCCCGAUACUACACUUUUUGUUAAAAAUUUGAAUUUCAGUACAACAGAAGAGCAGUUGAAAAAACAUUUCGAAAAAUGUGGUCGGUUGCACUAUUCCACUGUCUCCAAGAAAAAAGAUCCAAACAACCCCAACAACAAGUUGUCGAUGGGCUAUGGAUUCGUGAGGUACAAACUGAAGUCUAGCUUGGAGAAGGCCAUGAAAGAAUUACAAUCAUCAUUGUUGGAUGGUAAAACUCUCGAGUUGAAACGUUCCGAAAGAACACUUCAGACUGACAUAAAAGUAGUAAAAAAAACAAGCAAGAGCACUAAACAGACAGGAACAAAAAUUCUUGUGAGAAAUGUGCCUUUCCAAGCAAAUGCCGAUGAAAUUAAAGACUUGUUCAAGGUGUUUGGCGAAGUAAAAAGUGUAAGAUUACCGAAAAAAAUGGUUGGCGACGAGAAACAUCGUGGAUUCUGUUUUGUUGAAUUCUAUACGAAAAAAGAAGCAAAGACGGCUUUCGAAUCGUUGUGUUUGAGCACUCAUUUAUACGGUCGCAGAUUAAAUUUGGAAUGGGCUCAAACUGAGGAAGCCGUCGAAGAUCUUAGAAAACGUACUGCAAAACACUUCCACCAAGAACCAUCUAAGAGAAGUAAAAAAGGAACCUUCGAUCCGGAAGCACCAGGCCUAGAGGAUGAAAACUAAUUCGUUUCUAAUUAUAUAAAAAAAAAACUAAGUUGUUGAAUUAAAAACAAGUUAAUGUAUAUAGGAAAUAAAAUUUUUAUUAAUAUUUUAAUAUUCGAGAUGCAUUUCUCAUUAACCGGAAAAUACACGGACAUUUUUAGUUACAAUAUCAUGAUGGAUAGAAGGCAUAUUAACAAAAGAACGUUAUUUUGUAUACAAUUCACUUUCAUUUUUUUUACCUUGCAUGGAUUUGCAUUGUAGAGAAAGUCAACGUAUGAAACAUUAAAAUUCUUGUAUCAUUUACGAAACAACAUUUGGCAUAGUAAAAUAAUCACUAAAUUCGCACUAUACUAGAUGACCUCUUAGUAAAUUAGAGUUAAUCACCUUGAAUUUUUCACUAGAUGACGAAGAAUCAGACUUGGCUAUUUAAAUCUGAUUCUCAUCUGUGAAAAGAAUCAUUCAAUAUCUCAUCCUAAUUUUAGGUAUGUUUAGAGCUAACAUCGCGAUGUUCUGGUUGACAAGUUACGUCGACGUGUAAGUCAUUCUUCCUAUAAUCACAGCAUCGCACAUAUUUUUCUAGUAUACAGUGGACAAAAAAUACUCCUAUGUACAUAUCUUUACACACAACUUUCAAAGUUGUCUCAUGAUUUAAGCUCUGUUUCAAACGUUUUUUUUAUUUUAAUAUGAAUAUGAAAUACGCGUCUGCUUCAAUAUAGCCAAUAAUCUUUUUUCCCCGUGAAUAUGUGAUAUUUUAUAAGAUAUAAAAACUCACGCAAAGUGAAACAGUCUGUCAGGUUGGUUUCACUCGUCAUGCUGGUUUAUAACUGAAAAGUAAAAAUUCAGUCAAAUAUUGAAAAGUCGCGAAAAAU